This is a messenger RNA of Ostertagia ostertagi, 1362 nucleotides long. Lineage: Eukaryota; Metazoa; Nematoda; Chromadorea; Rhabditida; Trichostrongylidae. The record is from the annotation of a GenBank genome assembly.
GUUAGCUCGGCGAAGUCAGGUUCGCUAGUGAGUCAGGUGCGUCGAUUUCUUGCAGCUUGUUGGUCCGAUUUGUCCGAAGGCAGGCACAAAUUGUUUCGCGUGGACGCCCCUGAUCCAUCGAAAAUUCCAGUUCAAGAUCUCGUUGGUGUUACUGUUCUCCUGCUGCGUUGCAAGUACAAUGGACAGGAAUUCAUUAACUUGGAUGGUUGUCUCACAAUGGAUAUUAGGAUCCGGAGUUGGAAGGAGAAUCCUCCAGCGAAACCGCUGAUCGAGAAGUUAACAAGGACAGUUCAAAUAGAUGAUCUGCGAGUUACAUCAUUCCCGAUAAAGUGGGAUGAGAAUCAGCCCGAUGAAUAUCCACCAGAGCCCGAACAGGGAGAAAUUGAUGAGGCGGAUCUUAUUCCAGUAGAGGAUCCUGUUGAUGAUGAAGAAAAACUGGAAGAUGAGGAGGAAGCUGACGUUAAUGGCGGAGAGGAGGUGGAUCUGGAAGAGAGCAUGGAAAACGACGAAGUGCAAGAUGAAGAAAAUGAAGAGGUGCAGAAUGGCGAUGUCGAAGAUAACGAAGUGGACAAAAAGAACGGUGAAGAUGAUUCUGCCGAUGUCCCUGGCGAUGUGGAAAUGACAGAUGGUUCGGGGGAGACAUCAGGAAACACUUCAGCCACUGAAAACGUUGCUGAGAAUGGAGCAGUUCCAAAGGAAGACAAAGCCGAUCUCAAAGAAGCCGAUCUGGAGUGGGAAUUGGUGUACGUAGGCUCGGCGAAGUCUAGCUCCUAUGAUCAGGUGCUCGAUUCUGCACUUGUUGGUCCAGUUCCAGAAGGCAGGCACAAAUUUGUUUUCGCAGUGGACGCCCCUGAUCCAUCGAAAAUUCCAGUUCAAGAUCUCGUUGGUGUUACUGUUCUCCUGCUGCGUUGCAAGUACAAUGGACAGGAAUUCAUUAACUUGGGAUGGUUCGUCUCAAAUGACUAUGAGGAUCCUGAGUUGAAAGAGAAUCCUCCAGCGAAACCGCUGAUCGAGAAGUUAACAAGGACAGUUCAAAUAGAUGAUCUGCGAGUUACAUCAUUCCCGAUAAAGUGGGAUGAGAAUCAGCCCGAUGAAUAUCCACCAGAGCCCGAACAGGGAGAAAUUGAUGAGGCGGAUCUUAUUCCAGUAGAGGAUCCUGUUGAUGAUGAAGAAAAACUGGAAGAUGAGGAGGAAGCUGACGUUAAUGGCGGAGAGGAGGUGGAUCUGGAAGAGAGCAUGGAAAACGACGAAGUGCAAGAUGAAGAAAAUGAAGAGGUGCAGAAUGGCGAUGUCGAAGAUAACGAAGUGGACAAAAAGAACGGUGAAGAUGAUUCUGCCGAUGUCCCUGGUUUGAUCUAUUGA